UUCAGUGAGAGAAGAAAAUCAAAACGGGGAUAAAACUCGUUCGUUUAGAGCGUAUCUCCUACCAGGGCUACCAGAAAGCCACCCACUCUAUACAUCUAUUGCCAACGGGUGUCUCUCCUUGAACUCACAGUGUACGGUCGUCGAUGGGAUUCGAUUCACCUGUUCAUGUCGGUCUCUUGCACUCACGUCACUUGAUUAGAAGGAUUUUUUUCAGAUGAGUCUGUCGCAGUUGUUCACAGUUGUUUUGCAAAAUACCAGGCAGUCUCUGCUGUCGUGCACUAUUGACAACUUGACUAAACAGAGUGUCAGACACGCUUCAAAGAAGAGUAGCACCAGCACAAGAAACAAGGGCGGUCAUCCCAGACCAAAGCACAGAGGAUGGAAAUUUCAAGACGGAACUACCGUAACCGAAGGAUCAAUGUUGGUCUUGCAGCGAAAAACUAGAUUUCAUCCGGGUCUUAAUGUUGGUUUUGGAAAAAAUGGGACUUUAUUUGCCAUGGAAUCUGGCAAAGUAAUGGUAACUUGUGAGAAAGUUAAUCUCGACUGGAACCAUUCUUGGGUAAAAGGAAAUUACAGCGGUCGUGAGGGCACUGUUAUAUAUAAGAAACAUUUUAAUGUUAUUCCUGAACCACAACAUACUCGUUUUACGUUGAUUGACAAAGUAUAAAGAUGUAUUAAAAAAAUUUAUAUAUAUAAGAAAUGUAGAGUAUUCUGUUUCUUGGAAUUAUAACAUAAAACCAAAAAAAAAAAAAAAAAAAAAAAA
Molecule: messenger RNA, 763 nt
Organism: Pseudomyrmex gracilis
Lineage: Eukaryota; Metazoa; Arthropoda; Insecta; Hymenoptera; Formicidae
Gene: mRpL27
Product: 50S ribosomal protein L27
Exons: 4
Coding region: 215-667 (150 amino acids)
Biological process (GO): translation
Cellular component (GO): mitochondrial large ribosomal subunit; ribosome
Molecular function (GO): structural constituent of ribosome
Source: RefSeq, a predicted model, not a curated record